Molecule: messenger RNA, 4339 nt
Organism: Paramuricea clavata
Lineage: Eukaryota; Metazoa; Cnidaria; Anthozoa; Malacalcyonacea; Plexauridae
Source: the annotation of a GenBank genome assembly
GUAUUUUAUAUUCAAAAUGGACGAAAUAAUCAAAGUGUUGAAAAGGAGUUUCGAAGCAGUUCAAACGACUGUUAAACAGUGGGAAGAGACGCAGAAAAGUUCAAAUGGUAUUGUCGAAUCGUUGUUAAAUCUCAGCGAGCAGCUACAGUGCUGUGAAGAGGGGAGUUAUGAACAUGAACUGAGAAAUGAAUUUCCAGACCUAAAGUCACGUGUGUUGUUUAAAAUUAUGAAAGUUUUGGAAGGAAAAAUGGAAAAACUUCGUGAAGUAUUGUGAGUAAAGGCUGAGUGGGUUAAGCCUUUGUUUCUAACCAUGUUUUAUGCUUGCUUGUAAUGUAGAGUAGUGGCCAUAAAUCCUGGGGGACGGGGGGACAAGCCCCUGCCCCCCACUUUUUGCCCAUUCAUAAAUUGCAUCUGUUGGCCCCUACUGUAUGCAAUGGUUUUUCUCCAUUGAUUAAUUCAUAUUAUCUUGUGCUGUUUCCUUUCACCCUCUCCCCCACCUAUUGACAAGUGCAUUGGGCAUUACUAUACACCUGAUUGGCUGAUUGGAAAGUUUGGAAAUUGCACGGCUGAGAGUUUGAAAAUUUAAUAGUAAAUUAGUAAAUAUAAAGAAAGCAUACAAACUCUCCACACUGGACCAUGUUUCCCCACUCCCCCAACAUUGCUAGGUUAAUGCAGAGAGUCCAUGUGCCACUCCACCUUACAUGGCCAUCUACCCUGUCACCUUAUUGGUCCACUCUUCUCAUGCAUGAUCCAGAGAGCCCUUCCCAACACAGGUCCCUACCUCCCCUCCCACCAUAUUCCCCAUAUUCUCCCACCUUAUUCCCCCUUUCCCACCAUAUUUCUCCUUUCCCACCAUAUUUCCCCUUUCCCACCAUAUUUCCCCUUUCCCACCAUAUCUCCCCUCUCCCUCCAUAUCCCCCUCUCUCACCUUAUUUCAUUAUAGAGACUCCACCCAGUCCAGUGCAGGGAGCCCCCUUCCCACCCCCCUGCUUUGGUAGUUUUGCUUCCCACUCAAAUAUGUUCCAACCUCAAAUAUAUUAAUUCAAAUGGACUUUUAAUUUUUCUGCAGACAAACAUUUGAAAGACUCAAAAAUAAUCUGCAGAAAGUUCGAAACACAGUGUUUCAAGUUUAUACAGAAUAUUCAGGUAAACUUUCAGCAACCAUUUUUAGUAAAUAUUUUAAUUAAUGAAAAAACAAAUAACGAACACUCCAAACAAUUUCAUUUUGUUAUCAAUGAAAAUGAAAUCAGAAAAUGAAAAUAAAAUUGUUUGGACAAUUUCUGAUUUUUUCAACAAACCAAAAAUUGAAUGGAUUUUUUUCAGACAAAGUUGACAUUGAAAAUCUAACCACAGGCAGUCCAACUUUCCCUCCAUACGUUUUGAUGUUUGAAUGGAUUAUGGAUAUAACUAGAUGGUACAAUAAUUUGUAUCCUUUUUGUGAAGAUAGGUUGAGCUGAAACAUCUCAAAAAGUGGGAGGGCGGGGGCACUGCCAAAACAGGGAAACUUUCUUUCACUCAGGUAAGGGGUAAGGACAUAUCAGUUAGGGUGGGAAUACAUGUCACCUGUUGAUUUUGAAAACAAAUAAUGUACUGCUGCUUAAAAACUUUGCCAUGUCAUUUUUGGGGUUUUGUUAUUGUUUUUACCUUUUGCAUGUUUUACCUUUUACAUGUUUUACAUUCAUGUUUUUUUCUAGGUAGUCAGAUUCUAGGUAGUUAGAUUCAUGGUUUUUAAGUGGGAUGAUAAAAUAUCUCAAUUAUGGUACAAAAGUAAAAAAUAAGCAUUGCCUGAAGAUGAUUUACUUGAUGCAAGUUCGUAGCUGUGAUUCUGUAAUACUUUGCCAAACACAACCUGGAACAAAAUUCUCCACAGAUUUAAAUUUUUCACAUUAACUUUUUAUCUUAAAGUUAAAGAAAGACUUCCUGUCUUUCAUCUCGCUGAUAAUUUAGCAUAUCAAGCAGGGUGCGAUCAUUCAAGAUUUCUAGUCGUACCCGACUGGUACGCCAAUGGUUGUUGCCGCGUACUUGCGCUAGUGCAAACUCAGUACUCAAUGUGGUCCAAUGUGUACUUACACUCUUUAAAAAUAAGGUUCAUAAAGUACAGGUUUCUGAAAAGUAUGUUCAGACUACGUGUACGAUAUAGCAAACGGAGUUUUGCUAUUUGAAAAAGGAGUUUUGCUAUUUGAAAAGGGAGUUUUGCUAUUUGAAAAGGGAAUUUUGCUAUUUGAAAAGGGAAUUUUGCUAUUUGAAAAGGGAAUUUUGCUAUUUGAAAAGGGAAUUUUGCUAUUUGAAAAGGGAGUUUUGCUAUUUGAAAAGGGAAUUUUGCUAUUUGAAAAGGGAGUUUUGCUAUUUGAAAAGGGAAUUUUGCUAUUUGAAAAGGGAGCUUUGCUAUUUAAAAACGGAGUUUUGCUAUUUCAAACGACCGACUCCAACGUUUCUUAGUGCCAUCAGUGCAAUCAUGUUUCAUGCCAAUACAUCUCAGACACAUGAUAUACCAACUAAAUUACGGUAUUGAAUACCUUGGACUUGGAAAGGUCAUGUGCUACCAGCAAAAAAUAAGUACGCAGAUAGCAAGAGUUCCGCGUACCUACGUGGUUGAAAACAAAGAAGUACCAGACAGUAAUAUUGGCGUACCUCCAUUACGUAAGUACGCGAAUUAUCGCACCCUGUAUCAAGGGGAAAGAAAUUCCUCUUUUGUUUCAGACAAGGGGCACUUUUUUCCAUUUUCAAAAAAGUGGGAGGAUUUUUGUGGCCCUUCAACUUUCCAAUCUUUAAUUUCAAUCAUUCUGGGAGCAAAUCAUACCUGAUAUAGUGACGGACUGUAGUUUUUAAAAGUAAACAAAGUAAGUGACAAAGGAAUGCGUCUCAAUUGGAACGUGACCAAUUGGAAUAUUCCCAAUUGGAAUGUUCCCAAUUCCUGUGACAUAAGAUGGAUUAUGGAACAUGUUGUUGGUUUCACACAUACUUAUGAUGCAAUACGAACAUCUAAGACGUUAUCUGGACAUUAUUUACUGGUUCAAAGCCCAGACGGGGGGGGGGCAACACCCACAUUCAUCAGUCAGUCAUUUGAGCAAAGUGUUUACUCACAGCCGGCAAGUUGUUUUCGGAAAAAUAACGAGAAGCGGCACGUGUAUUGAAAACAUCAGGAAACAAGGAAAUAAAUGAUGUCUGGAAAAAUUCUUAAUCCUUCCCUCGCCCUUGAAGCCUGGUAAGUUCCUUAUCAUCUGAACCAAGAUACGAACAAAAGAAAGAUUUGGUAAACAACAUCAGUUAUGAAGACAAGGCAUAUUUUCAGUCUUUGGUAAAAAAAUGGAAAGAUGAUUCAUCUCUGUUUAGAGUAAAAGGUAAUCUUUACCGGGAACCAACGUAUUUUUUCUUUUUUAUACACAUUGUCAUCCAGCCAGAUCAUUUGUCUCAAAUGUAUAAGUCAGGCCAAUCGAAUGUUUUUACUUUGUAAUUUUGUAAUUCCAAAUUUCUAGGCAUACUUGAACAAGUUUCGAUGUUCAUAAGCGGACCCCUUCAAACGUAGUUAAUACAUGAUGCAGCAAAUGCUAAAUGGCAACGUGGUUUCUGAACACCGCGUACAAAGUAAGUAUAUAGAAAAGAUAUUGGAGACUUUAUUUAUUUAUGUGGGUAUCACAAAGCACUAUAGUGAUGCAUUCAAUUUAGUUUUGCGCAACAUUGCUGCAAAUGAUGAGUGUCAACUGCAAGUUACCAGAGUGAGAAAAUAAUGUACAGUGGAGCUCCGUUACUACGGCCAAGGACGGGCCGAAAAAAAUUGGCCGUAUUAACGGGGUAUCUUUAUAAGAAAAUGUAUUGUCUUGGCGUUUUUCACAUAGGUGGUCGUAAUAAAGAGGUGACCUUAUUAACGGGGUGGGUGGGGUUCCACUGUAACUAUUUUCACCACAAUUGGGCGGGGGGGGAGAUAGUAAAUAAAUGUGAUGGAUCUAGUUCGAUUUGAGGAUGUAGAUUGUCAUUGUUUAUAAGUUAUAUAGGUCAGCCAUAAGUUAUCAGAUCUUAUAUUUAGGUCGUUAGAGUUAGGAGCUCAAACAGUGAGACAUAUAUAUAUAUAUAUAUAUACACCCUCGGUAUAUACUACUUCCCGGCAUCCACUGCAUGCCCCAUAACGCCAACUGAAAGCCACCAAUGCUGGUUUCUGUAGAGUCAUACACUCGAAUAUUCUUGGACUUGGUUUUGCAAGGUAUCUGGCUCCUUUUUUCGUGAACUAGCUUGUCUUGGAUUGUAUGUCGACCACAUUGGGCGAGGAUGGGAUGGAUAUCCCACUUUUCUUCGUGGCGUUCGUUAUUCUAGUUUCGCUCUUUUAGCGGCUAAUUCUCUCUCC